Molecule: messenger RNA, 2384 nt
Organism: Oncorhynchus gorbuscha (pink salmon)
Lineage: Eukaryota; Metazoa; Chordata; Actinopteri; Salmoniformes; Salmonidae
Gene: six4a
Product: SIX homeobox 4a
Exons: 3
Coding region: 191-2227 (678 amino acids)
Biological process (GO): regulation of transcription by RNA polymerase II
Cellular component (GO): nucleus; transcription regulator complex
Molecular function (GO): DNA-binding transcription factor activity, RNA polymerase II-specific; RNA polymerase II cis-regulatory region sequence-specific DNA binding
Source: RefSeq, a predicted model, not a curated record
AGACAGACCCCAAUGCCUCUUCUUGCUACAGUUCCCGCAGAGUAAAAAACACAUUGGAACUAAAGGGGAGAGCUAUCCAUUUACAGCUGCUGCCAGACAUUCGAUCGUGUUCGCAUGGCGAGGGGGUAACCUGAUCGGCUGAAGGCUUGCCGAAACCAGGGAGGAGUGACUUACAAGGAAGGCUUGAAAAAUGUCUUCUUCUUCAGGAGAAGUCACAAUUUCAAAUAACAUCAAGAAGGAAAAUGUGAAGACGGACAGGCGAGAUUGCAUCAAGCUUCUAGCGCUGGAAAACGCGGAGUUGUCUAUGGAGCGCGCAACUUCGAACACUGAUGCGGUCCACAGUGAACUUCUGGUGAGCGCGGCUUCCUCGCUGGCAUUCUCCCCGGAGCAAGUGGCGUGUGUCUGCGAGGCUUUGCAGCAGGGAGGCAAUGUGGACCGGCUGGCCAGGUUUUUAUGGUCCUUACCACAGAGUGACCUGCUACGUGGCAACGAAAGCAUCCUGAAAGCCCAAGCUCUUGUCGCUUUUCAUCAAGCUCGGUACCAGGAGCUCUACAGUGUUUUGGAGAACCACAACUUCAGUCCAUUCAAUCACUCCUCGCUGCAAGACCUCUGGUAUAAGGCACGGUACACCGAGGCAGAGAAAGCGCGGGGGAGACCCCUGGGCGCCGUGGAUAAAUAUCGCCUGCGGAGAAAGUACCCACUACCCCGGACUAUCUGGGACGGGGAAGAGACAGUAUACUGCUUCAAAGAGAGGUCCCGCAACGCGCUGAAGGAUCUAUACAAGCAGAAUAGAUAUCCCUCUCCAGCCGAGAAAAGAAACCUCGCUAAAAUCACGGGACUCUCCUUGACGCAGGUCAGCAACUGGUUCAAAAACAGGAGACAGAGGGACAGAAACCCGUCCGAAGCACAAUCAAAAAGUGAAUCUGAUGGCAACCACAGCACAGAGGAUGAGUCUAGUAAAGGGCAGGGGGAGCUCUCUCCACGCCCCCUCUCCAAUUCAUCUGACGGGACGAUGACCCAUGGGGUCCUCCCCCUGCAGACAGGGUCUCUGGACAGUGGUGUAAUCAUCCAACAGAUUGGAGACAUCAAGAUACCCCCUGGAUCCAGCAGCGAGGUGCUCUUCAACGGAAACCUAGUGACAAGUAACCCCUCAACUGUCUUUCAUAACGGUGGCUCGUCUUACCUCCAGGCCCCCAGCAACAUCCUGUUCAAUGGGCUCAACAUGGGCAUCCAGCCCUUGGCCUUCAACUCCCUGCGGCCCUCUGGGGGGGUCUUGAUGGGGGGCUCUGGUGUGGACAUGCAGAUGCAGGCAGGCCAGGAGAAGGGGCUGGGCGGCUCCAGUGUGGACUACGCCUCUUAUUCUGGUUGUGUAAAUGGAGCAGAGGUGAAGCUGGAGGGGGUUUACAGCAUGGCAGCUCAAAACGGCGGCUCGUCUGUCCUCACGUUCAGCUCGUCUUCAGGGGCGCUCCAGCUGGGCGGUUACAGUCUGGUCCACGUGCCCAGCGGCGUAUCCAAUGGCGAAGGGACGUCACUGCUCAACAGCAACUUGGGUCUUCCUCCUCUGCAGCUCCCCUCUGACUCUUCAUCACUCUCACAAGGUACAAUCCAAAUGAACAAUGUAGCAGUCAGUUCUUCUAGUGAGGACUCCUACCACCAACAGCACCAUCAGGACAAGCUGGCCAUGGCCCCCAUGCACCCCAGCACGGUGCUCUACAGCAUGGACAACGCUGGACAGACCUCCAUCAAGAAGGAGCCCCAGGAGGGUGGUGGGGGUGGAGGGGUGUACUCCUACCACCAUGGCCUUCACCUGGACCCCAGUGGGCAGCUCCGCUACUCCUCAGACCCACUAACGUCAGAGGAGGUCCCCUCCAGCCGGGGCUCCUCCUCUGACGUAACCACCGUCAGCUCCUCCAGUCCAGAGCCUGAGGUCUACACCAGCCUCACCGUCAGCACCCCUCUGAUGGCCCAAACAGACCCUAACGGACACCAACUCCAGCCUGGGGAGUACCUCAGGGGCCACAACCCACAACCUGUCCCCACCUCACACCUUCUGGGCCCUGGCAUGAACAACAACUACAUGUCUGUGUCGGAGAGUAAGGUGGAUGCGAGGGGCGGUGGGGUGAAUGAGAUGGUGCGGGUCAUGUGUGGGGAAAUGGAGCCGGGGGAGGAGAAGGAGCUGGCCAAAUUACAGACAGUGCAGAUGGACGAGGACAUGGUUGACGUUUAACCUGUAACCUAUGACCUUUCAUAAGCAUUCAUAUCUGCCCAAGCAGUGAUGUGGUGAAUCUUUUUACUCUUUUUUUACCAUUAAUUUCCUCUAACUGUUAAAUUAUUUGCUAAUGUUGUGUUCAUUUUACCUUACAAUAAACUCUAUUCAGAUACAA